UACCAUAAAAAUAUCAUUAGAAAAUGCUAUAAUAAUUGGUGAAUAAGAGUUAAUGUCACGAAGUUGUUUAGUCAGCAAUUAUCUUCCUUCCUAUUAGGCUGUGCAUCAUUUAGUGAGUAUUAACAUAAGGGACAGGGAUGUUGAGUAUUGUCACUUUUAUGCACUAUCGUGAGCAGGUUUUUAAUCUGCAGAACAGAUCAUGUGGGCUUUACUGCCACUGUAAACGAGCUUCAAAUUUCAUUUGAUUUUCAAUCCAUAUCCGUGUAAUAAAUUUCCUACGAAAUUGGCUUACAUUCUGAACCUAUUCCUGUGACAAUAUUGUUGGUCCAACUAUGGCCGAAGAAAGUGAACCGGUGGAGCUCAGAUCCCUGAAGAGAAUGUCAACCAUUGGUUACCGUGGAUACAAGAGGGAGCCAAGCAAAAGGGUGUUCGUCAACAGGAGCUUAAUGCUGGAAAGAGUCAAGUUCUAUGGCUUUGACAUGGACUACACUUUGGCAAUGUACAAAUCUCCAGAGUACGAGACACUUGGAUUUGAUCUCAUCCGCGAUGCCAUCGUCACAUUUGGAUAUCCGGAUGCCAUCAAAGAGUUUAAAUACGAUCCAACCUUUCCAGUCAGAGGACUAUGGUUUGAUAUGGAGUACGGAAACAUUAUAAAAGCUGAUCCAUAUGGAAACAUCCUGGUCUGUGUCCACGGAUUUAAGUUCCUGAAAAUGCACGACCUACAUAAGAUAUAUCCGAAUCGAUUUGUUCAGAGGGAUGAGCAGCGGUUCAAAAUCUUCAACACUUUGUAUGAUCUCCCAAUUAUCUAUCUGCUAGCAUGCCUGGUAGAUUUCUUCUCCAACCACUCGGAUUACACAAGGGAGGAUAAAGAACAUGGAAGCAUGGAUAAUGGGGUGAGGAGUGGCGAUAUAACCAUGACCUGGCAUUCCAUUUAUCAAGACCUCAUGUCUGCCGUCAGCGUGGUUCAUGACAAAAACGGACCAUUAAAAGGAGAGACAAUGAAAAAUUUGGAGAAGUAUGUCAUUAAAGAUGAGAGAUUGCCAAUUCUCCUAGACAGAAUGAGAGCACAUGGUUCUAAAGUCUUCCUUGCAACGAACAGCGGAUAUCAAUAUAGUAAUAAAGUGAUGUCCUACAUGCUGAAUGAUGAUAAGCGUGACUGGACUUCCUAUUUUGAUUACAUUGUUGUGGAUGCCAAAAAGCCUUUGUUCUUUGAAGAAGGAACAAUCCUACGCCAAGUUGACAAAGAAACUGGUGCCUUAAAACUAGGAGCUCACACAGGCCCAAUUCAAUCUGGACAGAUAUAUUCUGGAGGUUCCAUUAGUGUGUUUCAUGAGCUGAUGAAGAUUUACGACCAGGAAGUGUUGUAUGUUGGUGACCACAUUUUUGGGGACAUCUUAAAGACUAAAAAGGUGCGGGGUUGGCGUACGUUCCUGGUGGUGCCAGAACUGGCGCAAGAACUCUUUGUGUGGACCAAGAAAAAGACUUUGUUUGAGAGACUGGAGGAUUUAGACAUGCAGAUUGGUGAAAUGUACAGACACCUUGACAGUGAAAGUGAAACUAAGCCAGACAUUAGCAACAUCAACCGACUAAUCAAGGAAACAACUCAUGAGAUGGACAUGGCAUAUGGAAUUCUAGGAAGUGUCUUUAGAAGUGGAUCCCGUCACACAUUCUUUGCCAGUCAGAUUAUGAGGUUUGCCGACCUUUAUGCUGCCUCAGUUGACAAUCUGCUCCACUACCCAUUCUGCUAUGUCUUCAGAGCUCCAAAUAUGCUGAUGCCUCAUGAGUCAACAGUGGACCAUGAAGAUACAUUACAUAUAGAAUCUCAGGGAAUGGCCCUCAGGUCCAGGGAUAUGCGGGAGGAUUCGCAGGAGGAACGCAGGAAAAGGCUGGAGCGGACUCACAGCAUCGUCCCGAAUCUGAUCUGUCCGACACCUCGUCAGUUUACACAGUUAACGGAGGACGACAGCCCAGACGGCACCGAUCCCAGUCUGUCAACGUCAAAUCGAGACUAAAAACGCACGCCCAUGUUCCUUUGAACCAUGAUAUCUGACCUUUUUUUCUAAGCUUUGGUAAUACACAUGUACCUCUGUAGUGUGUCAGAUUGACUCAUUUAAAACUUAUUCUAUUUGAUGAUGGACCACCUUUUUUAGUUAGAAUCCUCAGACAUAUUUCUUUUUUUUUGCUACAUUUAUUACAGUCCUCAGAUCCUAUACUUUGUGUAUUAAAUUUAUUACUUGCUGCAUUUGAUCAAAUAUAUACCGGUUUCAUUAUGUGCAAAAUGGUCAAAAUAUAAAGUUGAUGUGACUUUUUUAUAUUAUGUCAAUAUAUGUAGAUAUAUAAUUGUCUCCUUGUUUUUGUAUGCCUACCUCACCACUUACAAAACUGCUGCCAUUAGCCAUGCUUUGUUGAUUUUCAUUGUUAAAUUUGUUUAAGAUGUUUUAAUCUUUUUUGUUGGUAGGGGGGAGGAGGUGUUCAUUAUUAAUGGGCAAUUACUCUGUUAUGUCAUAAAAACAGCAUUUAUCUAGGCAAGCAAAUUACAGGGGUUUAUGUUUCAGGCCUUUUUUUUAUUUUAAAUAAUUAUUAUGUGAAUAUUUUGUUUGCUUUGAAUACUUGUUAUGUGAAUAAUAUUAUGUCACCUAUUUAUACACAUCUUGUUGUCUAAGAUAUGUUCUGAGGGUAGCAAUUACAUGGACUGGCAUACUAUUUGAUACUAUGAGAGUUUUGCACACAGAAGGUGAAAGAUUGUUUAUAAUCCAGAUGCUUUUGAGAUUUUUGUUACAGACUGAUUUUAUAAAAAUAUUUUUAAGCUAUGCAUAAUACUUGAUGUACAAACUUGUACUAUAUAUUACACUCAAUUUCUUUAAUGUCUCCAUAAAUGAAAGUCAUACAAUUUUUGGAGAGAGAAAAAGCCACGUUCAAGAUCCAGAAAAUUGUUCAAUGUUGUCAUGCAUAUAUUGACAGAUUGAGAUUAAAUCUAAUCUUUUUAUUUGUCAUAUUGAAAUCCUGACCCUAUUACAUUAUCUAUGACUAAAAAACUCAUUUAAAAAGUUUAUACUGACCACUCAGCCUCCUGAAAGAAAUUUUAAAUUAUUCCAAGAUAUUAAGGUUUACAUUGCAAAAAUCAUUUUCAUGAUGAUUUUGUUUACAUUUAUGAGUUUGAGGUUUUUGUUGAAAAAAUUAUAUCAAAAUACAUAUGUUUAAUCAGAGUUCUAAUUUUAUACAUAUUUGUUGUCAAAUGAGCUGCAAACCUUGUGCCAUCCAGUUUAUUAAGGUGAAUAUGUAUUUAAACAUAUACUACUACAUGUAUAUACAAUUCCAAAAUAAUGAAAUGUAAGCAAGAGGAACAACUGCAAUAUGUAUCAAAUACAUUUAGAGUAUUUCAUGUUUUCUUGAUUUUUUUUUCUACAAAAUUUAUGUUUAAUAAAAAUUCUAAUUUUACACUAGGUUUACACCUGAAUUGUUUUCUGUGGUAGCUUUAUUUUACACAAGUUUUUUUUUUCUUAAAUCAACCCUUCCCUUAUAACAUUCCUUUACUUUACUUUUCUUUUUCUGUCCAUGUUUUUUUUUUUAAAUGUUGUAAUAUCCCUUUAUAAUCUUAAUUAGAGAUUAUGCUAUUUUGAUUGCUGAUUAGAUUAGUUGUUGCUCUGUAGAGACUUCCCUAAAUUAUACAUGUAUCUGAGCAUUGUUAUGAAGAACGGUGAAGAAUCCAGUGUUAAUUGUUACUUUUGAAAAUUUUCUAUCAUUUUAUUUUUGAAGAGACCACAUAAUUUAAGCGACAGGCACCUGAUGUUGAACAUUUUUAUUUUUUAUAAUUAAAACCUUAAUUAUUUUUCUUUUUUAAAACUGCAUAUAGUUUAUUUGAAAAUCAAUAUAUCUUUUGAAUGCAAAAACUUAAUUAUUUUUCAACUAAAUGAUAACUUUUACCGGUAUAUAUAUAUACAAAAUACAUGCAUAAAUGAGAACUUUCAACUAAAUGAUAACCUUUAGCAGUACAUAUAUACAAAAUACAUGCAUAUAUGAGAACAUAUUUAUUUUUUUUUAAAAUUUUACUGAUUUUUAUAGUUUAGAAUUCUAUUUAGUUAAUAUAGCCUCAUCCCACUUAAUUCUCCAAAUGUUUAAUAUAAAAACAAUAUAAGAGUUAUAAACUUUUUUAAUGUACAUGUAAAAAUCUUAAACAAAGGGGUAUAUUUUGGAUAAAGGAAUUAUCAAAUUUUGUUUAUAUAGGAGCAAACAACAAUGUUAACAAUGUUAAUUUAAAUAUCUGAGUGAACUACAAAAACAUAUUUGUUCAUAAUUUUGUUGUUUCUUUAUAUAUUUAUAAGUUAUAUAUUUACAAGUAACAACGUACUUUUAGUGCAAUACACGAAAUAUCAAUAAUACAUAUGAUGUACUUACUUAAUGUUGACACAAAUAAUUAUUAAGGUCUUCCGUUUCCAACGGAAGACCUUUCUAUUAUUGUGCGGGAAAAAUUAUUUUUCUUUUUUUUUUUUUUCUUCCUAGACGCGAACUUUGAGGCUUCAUAUCUUGCUUAUUUCUGAACGGUUUUUGCUCAAAUUUUCAGGGCUAAUGUACUUUACAAAACACUAUCUUAAGCAAUUCAUAAAAUUUAGAAUUCCCCUUCCGUUAAAGAGUUAUUCCCCUUUUAAAAAUUUUUAGGGCCUUUUGUUUCCAGACAAAGGCUCUGAGACUAUGAUAGCAGGGAAUGGGAAUCCAACGAAUUUGAAUAACAGAGACAUUGUAGUUGUGCACAUCUGUUUUUGUUUUAAGAUUACGUUUUUUAUUUAGGAAAAGGUAGGGGAUCAAAAAACAGGAUUCAAAAAAGUGCGAAAAUUUAGACAUAUUUUCCUUUAUAUCUUUUAAACGAAAAAUAUUUUGUUAAGACAUGUAGAAUAAAAGUUGUGCAAAAUAUAGAGGGCUUUCAUUUGACACCAAUAAAAAAGGGCUGGCCCCUUAAAUUAAGGGCCAAUGGCCCCUAAAAAAUUUUGCUUAAUAACUCAAAAACGGUUAGGAUUUUGAUAUGGCUGUCGCUGGAAAAGUUGUUUGUUGGGAUCUCAUAAAGGUCGUUACAAUGUUAUUUUGUAUGUGAUUUGUGUAGUAUGAGUGUAAAAAGCUUUACAUGUUGACAUGUACAUGUUUUCAUUUGACAAGUUAACGAAAGUCUUUGUGCGUACAACUGGCAUAAAGUUGCCGCAGAAAGUAUGCUGGUUUAUACAGGAGGCAUUAAUUCAUAAGAAUUUUUGUUGUUGUUGGAGUAUACGCUUUUCCUUUAGGAGUUAAAAUUAUUGUUGUUACGUUCUUGUAGUGCACAAUCAUUAAAAACGGCAAUUGUAAAACAAAACAUUCUUUUUCUUUUCUAGUAAACCACAAAAUAUGGAAUUAAAAAACUCUAUGCAUUACAUUUUAGUUAUUAACUCCAUGCAUUUAAAAUCUACCUUGAAUCAGAGCUGCAUGUGUGUGUGUACCAUUACGUAAGCUCUCCCUUGCCCGCGGCCGAGAAAAUCGGUUACCAUGCUCGCGGCUGGACUACCUAGCGGUCAGCGGUUAUCUAAUACACGAGAGUUGCGUCUCUCAUAUAUGAGUUUAUGUAGCCGCGAACUCAAGAAUUGUUUUAGUUUUGAUUACACAAAAUCUUUUGUGGAUUAAACGAUUGGAUGUCAAGUAAGAAAUAGUUCAUUUAAUUAAUAAAUUAAAGCAAUGUCAUUCUCUAAAGCAAUAAUAGACAUAGAUCAAUUGUGGGGUUUAAGUUUAAAAUAUAUAAUUUCUAUUUGAUAGAGUAAGGUCAUUAUACUGCAAACUUUUCAAAUCUUCCUUGGUUCUGAGCUGUGCGAUUCUGUGCUUUGUACCUUUACGUAAUCUAUUCUUCGCCCACGGCCGAGGAGAUCAGCCACGGAUGCAUUACCUAGCGGUAAGCGGUUAUUUAAUACACAAGAUUCGCACACCGCGACUUACACUUACAUGCAUAUGAACGUGUUUGAGUUAAUAUAGCCGUAUAUACAAGAACUGUUUUAAUUUUAUGUUAUAAAAGUUUGUCCUACUUGUAUAUAUAUUUAAUUAAAUAUUUGAGUGUAAAUGAAUAUUAAUGAACGAUAUUACU
This is a messenger RNA of Magallana angulata, 6094 nucleotides long. RefSeq names its product cytosolic purine 5'-nucleotidase-like. The record is from RefSeq and is a predicted model, not a curated record. NCBI's taxonomy places the organism in Eukaryota, Metazoa, Mollusca, Bivalvia, Ostreida, Ostreidae. Gene Ontology annotation, molecular function: 5'-nucleotidase activity. The transcript is spliced from 19 exons. The coding region runs from base 333 to 2012 and encodes 559 amino acids.